Osmerus eperlanus (European smelt) is the source of this 2128-nucleotide messenger RNA. It is a transcript of the gene ngb, whose product is annotated as neuroglobin. The record is from RefSeq and is a predicted model, not a curated record. Gene Ontology annotation, molecular function: oxygen binding; oxygen carrier activity; heme binding. Bases 329 to 808 code for a protein of 159 amino acids. The transcript has 5 exons. Gene Ontology annotation, biological process: oxygen transport; response to hypoxia. Lineage: Eukaryota; Metazoa; Chordata; Actinopteri; Osmeriformes; Osmeridae.
CAGGAGUCAGUGUGACAGAUAAGAACGAGGAUGACUUGUCUCCCUCUGAAUGUCCGUUGAGCAGAGAAAGAGAGGAAGUGCACCAGGGUGUCAGGCAAGGCAGCUCCCUGCUCCCACACACACACACUUACUCCCCAGACCCCACAGUCUGGCCGCGCCAGAGGAAGUGUGUGUAUUCAAGAGUCUCCCAAACAAGGUAUGCGUUCUUCCCUGGGACCAGUGGAACCUGGGACGGGCUGAAUUCUGACAGCUACCUGAACCUGUGUUAUUCUCCUCAUCCCUUUUCUACUUUGUUUACAGACCUCGAGGGCUCGCUGACCCAGACAGCAUGGAGAAGCUGACUGGGAACGACAAGGAGCUGAUCCGAGGGAGCUGGGAGAGUCUGGGAAAGAACAAAGUUCCGCACGGCGUUGUCUUGUUCUCCAGAUUGUUUGAACUGGAUCCCACGCUCCUCACCCUCUUCAACUACAACACCAACUGUGGCUCGGCUAAAGAGUGUCUCUCCAGCCCUGAGUUCCUGGAGCAUGUCACCAAGGUGAUGCUGGUGAUCGAUGCAGCAGUCAGUCAUCUGGAUGAUCUUCACACCCUGGAGGACUUCUUACUCAACCUGGGGAGGAAACAUCAGGCUGUGGGCGUUCAUACCCAGUCAUUCGCUCUCGUGGGAGAGUCUCUGCUCUACAUGCUGCAGUGCAGUCUGGGCCAGGCGUACACAGCUCCGCUGCGCCAGGCGUGGCUCAACAUGUACAGCGUCGUGGUGGCGGCCAUGAGCCGGGGAUGGGCCAAGAACGGCGAGCGCAAAACCGACUGAGAGACGCUUCGCAAUCUGCCCGGCCGUGGCUGUCAAUCACCCUGCAGGGUUGCCAUGGAGCCAGGUUGUGUCAGUUACAACGUGGGGGGGUUUGAAUGCUGUUCCCACUGGUCACAUAGUGUCGUCAACGGAUGGGUGUUAUCGCGCUCGACGUACACAAACGAUACGCGGUGAUGCUCACAGAAUUAAUAGCUUUUUUCUGCUGUGGAUGUUGUAGCUGUCAGACAAGGCUGCUGUGAGGUAGUGGGAUGUUGUGUGUGUCCGCCUGCUUUGGAUUUUGAGUCUCCAGUCUGAGGUUCCUCAAAGCAGCUGGGUCGUUAGCUAAUGUUAGGGUUGAACUUGCUUUGUAUAUAUUGGCUUGAUAUAUCUACUCAAAUAAUAACGAUGACUGUGGUGGUCUUUGUGAUGUAACCUUUCUAGUCUCACAGCUGUCAGAUUGUGGAUGUACUGCUAGUCGUCUACGCUCCAGCGUUGAUCUUUACUGAGUUUGGUACCGGCAGCUCUCCAUCAGACUCUGGACAGUGAUUUACCUAAGCACAUUCGAAACUUGAAUCAAAACGACACGGUUUCAUUUCACCCGGAGUGAUGACUCGUAGUCACGGUGACGCCCGCGGUAGCUACAGCAUUAAGCUUCGACGUUUGUGACAAAGUCUCACACUGGAUGUGAUCACAAGCCAUUAACGAUACUUAAGAAAUGCUUCUUAAUGUAAAUUGACAAGAACUGUUACAACAUUCAAUAGAUUUUUUAUGUGAUCUAGAUGACUGUUAAGGUGACCAUUUGCACCUCUUUGGCGCUCUCUGACUGUUGAUGUAUCAAGGUUAUAAACCCUUACAGGAGGCCUAUUAUCAAACUUCUGUUGGAUUGAACUGACUGUUACAUAUUAUAGAUAGACUGUUCUCUGUGUCCUUGGAGUACUGAUGUAAUAGAACUCUUUGCUUGAGGGUGUUGAUUAGAUUAAGACACUGUACUGAAUAAUGCUAUCGUACAGAAAUAUGUGUGUGUGUGUGUGUGUGUGUGUGUGUGACAGAGAGUGUGUAAAACAUGUUGUAGCCACUCUUGUCUCUAACCUGGCCACAAAUAUGACAAAGGCUUUCUCAAUCACAGUCUUUAGAAGCCAGACUUUUAUUCUUGUUUUCCAACACCCCACUACUGCAAAGACGAUAUGAUAUUUGAGCUGUUUCUGUAUUGUAGUUGAUCAGGAGAACAGCUCUAAUACGUUCACUGAUGAACAGUAUAUAUGACAUACACUUUAUAUCUGAUAAUACUGAAUUGGUUAGAAAAGUUUGUGUCUUUUUUGCUGCUAUAAACAAAUGUGUAUA